Polistes canadensis is the source of this 7849-nucleotide messenger RNA. RefSeq lists its product as uncharacterized. The transcript is spliced from 24 exons. Lineage: Eukaryota; Metazoa; Arthropoda; Insecta; Hymenoptera; Vespidae. Gene Ontology annotation, molecular function: guanyl-nucleotide exchange factor activity. The record is from RefSeq and is a predicted model, not a curated record. The coding region runs from base 1853 to 7468 and encodes 1871 amino acids.
UAUUUUGACAGUACGCCGCCCUCCAUCCGACCGUUCUCAUCACAUCAGCCAUUUUCCAUCGUUUCUAUUCGACCAUUUUUGCACGAGAGAGAGAGAGAGAGAGUGAGAGAGAGGGACGAGAAGAGGGGUAGUCACCAGAUCUCAUCCUAGCACACACGUUCGCGUGCGUGUGUCGUCGCGAUUCGCAUCUCUAACCAAUCAUUUUUCUUCUUAAGAGAAUUUAAGUUACACCCUUUUAUCUCUUUCGUAACGAGGUCAGUCGAUAAAACCUCCUACCCCCUCGAGUGAAUUUGUUUUUUAGUGUUCGUGUUACUUUAACAGUGUGUGUGUGUUUGUGUGUUGUUUAUUUCCAAAUGGGUGGAAGGGUUUUCAUUUGAUUUUAAGUUAAGUAUCGGACAUUAGAUUGAAUUUGAAGUGUCUUGAAUAAGAUAAUACAAUGGAAUGGACUAUUUUAUUAUACCAAUUAGUAUAUUUUUGUAUUUACAAAAUUCAGUUACGUGUCGACAGUGAUAUCAAAUGUAAUUUUACAAAAAUGGGGUUGUGAUCAAAGGGAGAGAGAGAGAGAGAAGAAAAAAAUUAGAUACGUGCACAUAUAUAUAUAAAAGAAGAACAAUUAAUGAAAAAUAAGUUGGUAUAUGAUAUGAAAUUGUAUCGUUGGUGGAAAUUGUUGUGCCUACUCAACUCAUUUCUCGUUUCAUCAGACAUCAGUUAAGUGCUUGGAAUUUCAAUCUAAAGUUUCUCACGAAUGGAAUACUCUGCUUUCUCUCGCAAGUAGAAACGGAUCCACCUCAGUCGCCAGUACGAUCCCUUUCGAAGCGGUGGCGUCAGGGGCGAGUAAGUGAACGCGCGCACGAAUAAGAAAGAAAGAGAAAGAAAGAGAAAGAGAAAGAGAAUCAGCGUCCAUCGGUGCAUUCAAGGUGGGCGGAUGCCGCUGUCCGCGUCAAGGACACGUGUCCCCGGGCAAAGGAGUUGAGAACAAUGAGGAUUUCAGCGUGCCGAGAAUGCAAACUCUUCGUUACUGUCGUUACCAUCACUGGAACAACUUCGACAGAUCUGUCAACCUUCUAUGAACCCAACUUGAUUUUUAUCAAAACGAAUAUAAAUUAAUGAAGGGAUUUAUAUCAUUCAUUUAUUUAAAAAAACAACCAUUUUUUUCUAUUACUCGAGCGUUCGUUUAAUUGGGAAAUUCAUGAGAAGAUAAUAUGUUUGUAAAUGUGAUUGAAAUUUUUUACGAAAUUCAAUUGGGAUUUUGUUGUUUUUAUUCUGGAAUAAUAUAUUUAUAUAGAUUGAAAUAAAUGAAGGAAUUGAUAAUAAUUGAUAGAUCAAAAUUUCUUCAUAUUUUGGUUUUCUCUAAAGUUAGGAAAUUGAAGAGAAAAAAGAUUAGACGAAUCUGAGGAGAAAGAUGAAACGGAAUGAAUCUGUCGGAAGUGUAUACAAAAGAUUUAGGAAUUCCUAGUUUUAAAAAAUACAAAUAUUUUUACUUCUAAUAUAUUCAUUGAAAAGACUGCAACACACAAAUUUUCAAGAGAAGGAAAGAGUGUGAUAUAUAAAUAAUAAAUCGAAUAAGAUGAAUCAUUUUAAUUGGAAACUGCCAGAAGUGGAUACGAAAGAUUAGGAAAUAAAACAAACACAGCUCUUCUAACUCGUUCAAACAAAUCUUCAUAUGAAUCAAAUAAAGUUACUCUGGAAAGAUAAAUGAAACGGAAAGAGAAGUUUGAUUCGUAAUAUUUUCUUUAAUUAGUGAGACCAAUAAAAUUAUAACUUGCGAAGCUCUGAAGAGGAAGAAACAUAGGAAAUCUCGAAGAAAGUUGAAGAAAGAGAAAGAGAGAGAUAAAUUAACGAGCCGAACAGGAUGAAUCAUUUCGAUUGGAAGCUUCUACGCCGGAAGAAGGUGAUACCGGCUGAUCGUCGGUUACCCGAAAAAGAAGAAAUCUGGACGCUACCGAAUGAUCAACAAGAAACAUCGACUGCUUCCUUAGAUGAUAUCAUCGAUGAUAAAUCAAAGGUUCCUCAUGAGUUAGACAAAGUCUCUUAUAAAACUCAAGAAUCUAUUCCUUUAGAUAUUACGGAUAACACGGAUAUUAAUUUGCCACGUAGUCAAGAGACUAGGAAAAGUAAAACGAAGAGAGUUAAGAGUUACCUUCGCAAAUGCAAGGGUGCUCUUUCUAAAGGUGACGAAAGUGUUAACGAAAAAAAACGUCAAGAGAAUUGUACAUCUUGGUAUUUCGAUGAUAAUCAAUCAUCGUUGACUCGUCGCGAAGAAAACGACGAUUAUUUCGAAAAGUAUACCGAACUUUCCGAGGAUAGGCUUAAUCAACAACAAAAUGAUCCCGAGGAGACAACUUCCAACGAAAUUACCGUGGAUGUUCUCGCGAAAACAUCGGAAGAAGAGUCAAAUGUUAAUCCUGAAUGUGAAAAUAGAAUAUCCGUUAGCGAAAACAACGGGAUUGAUGUCGCUAUUAAACAAUGUGAAUCAGAUGAACGACAAACUUGUAGUAAGGAAUACGAAGAGGUGAUCGAUACAGUGACUAUCAUUAAUUUAUCUAAAGAGAAUACGAAUUUGGACAAGUGCAAUUCGAGCGAUACUCUUAUCGCGGAAGUGUCGGAAUGUGUGAACGAAUUAAACGUAGAUUCGAGUGUGCAACGGAAUGAUGAGAAAAUUAAUUUUGAGGAAAAAGAAGAAGAAGAAGAAGAGGAGGAGGAAGAAGCAUCAAAUGAUCCUGAAAUUCCUUUGAUUUUACCUCUCCCAGCGGCUCGUGGUGAUGUCGCCUCCUUAGUACGGAAUCUACUUGGACCAAUUUAUGGCGAUGGUGUUAUCAAUUUGUUGAUAAGACAGGCGCGAGACAUCCUAGUAUGCGCUUAUUACGGAAACCUGGAGAACUUUGUAAAAUCUUAUCUUUCACCCGCCGCAUAUCUACUCUCAAAGGUGAAAAACGUUGCCUCAGAAACGGGUAAUGAAUUAGUGGUGCCAGAGGGUUGGCCUUUGACGAUAGGUGGGAGAGCCCUUGUCCUGCAGUUGGGCGAACUCGAAGCUUCGGCACUAAGACUUGGGGAAUGUUACCUCUGUGUACGGAGUGCAGCAGUAACAGCAAGCACUUUGUCGAGCGGUACCGUGGCCGCUGCUGCUGCUGCUGCUGCUGUUGAAAUCGUCGAGCGGAAUACCGUCGAGAUAGCAGUGAUCUGGCGAGCAACGUCGAUGAGGGCCCCAGGGAUCCUCGGUUGGGAGCGUGAGGACGAGUUUAUGGAUUGGCGGGAACCUUCGCGAAAAACUCAACACAAUUCUGCAACAAUAACAGGGUCCAAUAGCGGUGCUAGUACGAGUACGACAACGACGGUAGCCCGUGCACGUCGUAGGUCGCGCGAAACAGGAAAAAGUGUUAAAGAAGACAAAAGAAAAGAAGAAGGAGAAGAAGAAGAAAAAGAGGAAACGAAAGAAAAAAAAGAAAAAGAAAAAGAAGAAGAAGAAGUAGUGGAAAGAUCAAAGGAAGGAUCAGAAAAUUCCGAUGUUGGGCAUACGAGUUCGAGUAUUUUGACGGCUAUGACGCCGGUGACAAAAUCAAAUUCGACGUCUAGCGUCAUAUGUUGGAAAAACGAUAUAGAAGAUAGUGAUAGUGGAUUUGAAAAAUAUCCCCAACAACAGCAACAACACCACCACCACCACCACCAUCAUCAGCAGCAAUUGCAAGAGGAAUUAACCGAGGAGGGUUUCGAAUCGUCGUCUAGUCUUUCAGCAAAAGUGAAAAGGUGCGCCAAGGUUGUAUCCCCAACGAUAAUGGAAAAGUGGAAGGAAAGUGGUAGAUGCGAAACAAGAAGCAGACCAAUCGCACCGGAGGAUCUUAAGAGUCCUCUUAGGUUGGAACAACUUGUGGGAAGGCAGGAAGUUGAAAAGAGGAGGGAAACGAGGAAGGAGCAACUGGAAGAACGACUACAGAAAGCUCGACACCUCGAGGACGUAACCGACGAGGAACUGCCGACUUACAUCGCCAAUCUUCUCGUCACCGUUGAGCGAAAGAUCGAAAGGGUCUCCCUCGAUGAUCUUACAUUCCCCUGUCCUGCCUGCAGGAACAUAGACACGGACGAUCCUCUCCUUGGUUGCAAGUGUGCAGGUGAAGAUUGUGCCUGCGGCGAGCACGGUCCUGAAGACGAGUGUGAUUGCGGCACGGCAUCUUCCAUAACAUCGAAUUCAAGGAAAGAUCAAUGUGCCAGAAGCUUCGAAGUGGCUGGCAUCAAACAUAUCGACAGCGACGACGAGGAAGAAGUUCGUAUGGGAUUCGGAACGAAAAAACGAGCCGACGAAGUCACUUCACCCAGGACGAUUCAUGACGUACCGGAACACGUUUUGACAUGCGGUCUGACACUGCCCGGAUAUACGGACACAGCAGGAAGACCGGUUCUCGAAUUUGAGGACACAACAAAGAGGGAAAACCUCACCGUCAAAGAAAUUUCAUCUUUUUUGCUCUACCUCGCCCGUUUGCCCAGUUCAGAACACACGAAAGAUGGAUUGAGUUUACUCGUUCGUGGUGAAUCUAUGGAAUGUUUGGAUCUUCUGGAUAAAGCAUUGUUUCUUUUACAAGGAAGAAUCAAUGUGAGUCAAGCAUUCAUCUUACGAAGUAAUACAGAAAACUCAGCGAACGACUCCAUGUUACCUCUUAGUCGUGUCAAAACGAUUGUAAUAAACGAUACGACGAUCAAUAAAUAUCUAAGAGAAAGGCGCGAAAGGAAUCACGAUCAAACGCAGUGGAUUACAUUUUACAAGGAAUACGAUGGGUUAAUGAGCGAAUGGCAUGCAGCUGGGCGGAGAUUAGCGCUGGAAAUGUCAGAAUUAAAAGAAUGCACAAAUUUGUCCAGCACCUUGACGCCUCUCGGUCGGCUCCUAACGGACCUAACAUUGAGAAGAACGUCUAGGGACGCUGAAGUAGCCAUUGCAGCUUUGGAAGAACGUGCUACACCGCUUUUACACAUCGAUUAUGUCAAAUUAUCUCUACAACGAGCAAGAAGAUUGAUGGAGGAAGUUGGUAACGCAGCAACGAGACUGGAAUCUUCAUUUGAAUCACGUAGAGCAACUAUACGCAAUCUCGCUGUACUUCGAAGUAUCGAGGAUCAAGCACGCGAGGUACUGUCGUGGCUCUGCAAAAAAGGUGAAGACGUAUUGUCGAAACACGCACAACACUCAGCAACAACGCUCUCAGCAGCUCGUCAUCACGAGAGGGAAUUUGAAAAGUUUUACUUUACGUCGAUGAGACACAUCGACAAAGGAAGCGACCUCGCAGAGGCUGCGAGUGCCAGCGGACUCCGUGAACUCGCGAGAUCCUUGAAACAACAUUUGCGAGGAUUUGGUUCAAGAUUAGAGGAUAGACGGGAGUAUCUCGAGGAUACGUCGAGAUGUUGUCUGCUACAGGAUCGUGCUUACGAGUGGGCCCAGGAGGCUCGCGUGGCCGCCGAAAGGAGAUCCCAACAAUUUCUUAUGGCGAGGCCGCCCCUCCCACCGGAACAUUUCAACGAGAUGAUGGCGCUCGCUGAAAAACUCGGUAACGAGAUACUACUUGAACAAUGUCGCAUUGCCAGGAGCAAGUGUGCGGAAGCAUUAGAAAUUGCUAGGACUUCUUCGGCACCUGGUUCACCAGCUAGAAGAAGAUCUUUUGCCACUUCGGACUCCGCCACUUCCUGGGACGACAGCUUGACGAAGAGAACUUCAUGGGACGAUAGUGAUAGCACCGCAUCUUACGCAUGUCCGAUGGAAAGUGUUGGAUCCGCCGGAAGUGGAGGUCGACCGGUAUUGGACAACAUUGCCGAACUUCGGGAAAGUGCUGAACAACUUCUCGAUUGUUCACCACCAAGAACACCACCGAGAAGUCCAGCACCCCGAAGAUUGGUCAAACCUCCGGUUAAUUCGCAUCUUCAUAGGGCGGCUAGUAUAGCACCCGGAAUGAAAGCCAAAAAAACGAUACUUCUUAUAAUGAGAGAGAUGAUACAAACUGAACGAGACUAUGUGAAGUCGUUGGAAUAUAUAAUAGAGAAUUACAUCCCGGAGCUCGUGCGUGAGGAUAUACCCCAAGCUUUAAGAGGUCAAAGAAACGUAAUCUUUGGUAACGUCGAGAAGAUCUAUGAAUUCCAUAGUCAACAUUUCUUACGGGAGUUAGAACAAUGUGAACAGUCACCUAUGCUCGUGGGACAAUGCUUUUUAAGACACGAAAAGAAAUUUUAUCUUUAUGCACUUUACAAUAAGAACAAACCAAAUUCGGACUCGUUAAUGGCCGAAUAUGGGACAGCAUUCUUCAAGCAGAAACAAAUGGAACUGGGAGAUAAAAUGGAUCUAGCUAGUUAUCUUUUAAAACCUGUCCAACGAAUGGGAAAGUAUGCAUUGCUCCUCCAACAAUUAGUCAAAGCUGGGACGGAUCUUUCCGAACAAAUGUCUGGCAAAGAUGAGAAAGAAGAAAAAGAGGAUAGCGUAAAACCAGUAGUGGAGGGAGAGGCUGAUUUAAGAGCUGCUGAACAGAUGGUACGGUUCCAACUUAGGCAUGGAAAUGACCUCCUGGCGAUGGACUCCCUCCGAGAUUGCGACGUAAACGUCAAAGAGCAAGGUAGACUGUUAAGACAAAAUGAAUUUUUGGUUUGGCAAGGUAAAGGAAAGAAGUGUCUACGUCAAGUUUUUCUAUUCGAGGAUUUGAUACUCUUCAGUAAAGCGAGAAGAUUCCCCGACAGAAAGAACCUUGACAUAUACAUCUACAAACACAGUAUCAAAACGACGGAUAUAGGUUUAACCGCAGUGAUCGCGGAUUCACCAACAAAAUUCGAGAUUUGGUUCCGCAAAAGGAAGCCUGGCGACACGUACACGUUGCAAUGCGCAAGCGAGGAUAUAAAAAAAGCUUGGACCGAGGAAUUGAGCAAUCUUCUGUGGAAGCAGGCGCUUCGAAACAGAGAAGUGCGCCUGGCGGAGAUGUCGAGCAUGGGCAUAGGAAACAAACCUUGUUUGGACAUUAGGCCUAGCGCUGAUCAAAUAAACGAUCGUUCCAUCAGCGUAGCUCAACUUUCGAAAACAGCACCAAGAUUCAGAAACUCGAUAGCAGUCUCGAUGUCAGAAGAUUCCGGACGUUGCAGUAGAAGACCGCACAGCGUAAUUUCAGUAAGUUCAUCAUCGAGUAGCGGUGGUAGCAGCGGACCACCUACCACCCAUAAUCUCGGUUUGGAUACGAGUCCCCGACCUCAUCAUCGAAGCACUACUUUAAACAGUCAGUGCAGCGUCGAAAGCGGAAUAAUAGCUGAUAUAUCGAUCGUCUCGGACGACGGUGGUGAUGGCACUGAAAGGAGUCAUUGGAAUUCGACAUUGGAAAGUCCCAUGUCACAUUUACCAACAACCUCAACUCCAUUACAAUCACCAAGCAGUGCAACGGUGGCAACGGUUACCACAGCUUCUUCCUCGGACACCAAUCUAACGCCUUACGAUCAAGACAUGUCCAUCAAUCUUUGAACUAUAACUCGCUCGACGAUGUCCAAACGGGAGUUGAAACUCUUCGCAGGACAGAAAAUAAUAGAGAUAACGCGCGGUGUUGAUUCACUCGCAAUUAUUACAUACAUUUAAAUAACGUCUAUGUCUCUUACGUUCGAUGUAGCGUGAUGUGCAGGUGGUCUAAGUGGCAUAUUAGUUAGGUGCAAAAAAGAGAAAUAAUAUUCUAAAGGGCGUAAACGUAAUUGUAGUAGAGUUUCGAGAUAUCACAAUUUUAUUCUGUGCGAAAAUAAUUACUUCGAAUAAACAGAAACAUAAAAUUCAUACAAAAAGAAAGAAAGAAAAAAAAAAGAAAAAGAAAAAAGGAAGAAAUGAGUUAGAGUGUAUGUCGAGUACAGAUUCAAA